Messenger RNA from Phyllotreta striolata, 2150 nucleotides. The record is from the annotation of a GenBank genome assembly. Lineage: Eukaryota; Metazoa; Arthropoda; Insecta; Coleoptera; Chrysomelidae.
UUAUCACUUUAUUUUUUUUUGUGUUUAUCUUUACCUAGGUUAAUUUUAUGGUGCAAUUUUAAUCCAUUUUAAUGCAUAUGUGAAUAAAUAAUCGUGUAUACAUUAUGACAAUAAGACACAUGUCCAGUUUUCCUAAACAGCACAAUUACAAACAGUAUCAAGCCAACUGUCUUCCAAUAUUCCUGGCGAACGACGAACUGAAGUUCCGCAGGAUAAAGUGCAAUGCGACUGUACUAUGCUAUUGCACCGGCAACAACACCAAUCUUCCCGAACCUAUGACUACGCAAUUAGUAGAGAACAAAUGCGACGGCGGAGAAUGGACCUGUUCACCACCUAAGGAGUGCUGCAAGCAGGGCUGCUGCUUCCUUUUCUCGCAGCCCUUCUCCAAAGGCACGACAUCUUCAUCGUUGAACCACGGCACCAUUUUCAAUCCUUUGUUCCUCGGUCAUUGGUACUUCUGGCUGGCCGUGACGGCCACGAUAGCGGGCAUCCUCUGCGCCUGCUCCCUUUGGAGGAAACACAGCCAAGGCAGGUUCUGCUGCAAGGAAUACGCGCGAAAUGAAGGGGCCUCCGAGCAGGAUUCCAUCACUUCCUGCUGCCCGCCGCCUCAGUACAGCCGGUGCAACAGCUUCCACCAGGCGCCGCCGCCUUAUUCAGAGGUGACCUCAAAGCCGGACCUGUAUCCUCUAGUUAUCAAUUACAAUACUGAACCAGUAUCAAAAGGGAAUAACGGUUCUACGGGGUACUUGAUGGUGCAGUACUUCAAGAACUUCAUCGUCAGGCCUGUAGGAAGUUUAUCCGCUACGAGCACACUAGAUUCAUUAAGUUCCAGUUUCCUAUGCAACGCUGUAAAUGAGGCGAAUUCGAUUAUCCCGCCUCCCUACUCCCACAUGGGCAGUCUGGAAGAGAUCCUGAGCGAAGGGCACGCCCAAAAUCUGGAUCAUUCGGCCAGAAGCUUGCCCAGAUCGACAUCAACGAACUCCGGCAGGGAUUACCAUCAGUUGCAGCAGAGCUCUUCUAGUCCUGCACCAAGCGUGCACUCUCAAGUUAGCACCGGUUGCUUGGGGACCAGCCAAUUGUCCAGAAAUCCUUCUCCAAGCAAACAGUCCAAUCCAGUCGUGUCCAUACGAGAUAAUCCUUGCUACGUCGGUAGCGCAACGAAUCAUCCUGAAGAUAGUACCGGUUCUGUCGUGCCAAAUGAAAGAGAACAAGCUAAAACAGGUAGAAUAGUGUCCAAAAGCCAACCAGUCUGUGAUGUCCAGCCCGUAGACCUGCUGACGAAGUCCAGCAAGUUCCAGCUGCGGAAGUUCAUGAAAGAGGAUUCGGGGAGUAUGGAGGACGAUCAGAAUUUCUCGGAUCUCCUGAAUUUGUCCGUUUGCUUGCCCAGCAGCGUUCCGAACUUGGAGCAACCAGUACAAACGGCGCCCGGGGACCUGCAGUACAGCGUUACCAAUAGCAUAGGUUCUGAUAUAAGCAGCCUGGCUAAUAUGGGUUCGCCGGGUUCCCCUCCUCGGGCCACCAGCCCGACGGUGGAGAUGCGCGAGCUGCUGGACAAGAUCCAGCAGCUCCCGCAGCAGAAGAGCCCGAUAUCGCCUCCGCAGCAACUGCAGCUGCAGCAGCACUGCGAGCAGAAACCAAUUUCCAGGACCUAUUUCCACAAGAUCAAAUCGAAAACGCUCUACAUGCCGCUUUGCGACGAAACGCCCACCAAGCAAAAGUCCAUCUCCAACGUUUUGUCCAAGGGCUGGCUCUCCAGGUCGGCCCCUUGUACUCCCUGUGGAAAUUUCGUGCCGAAUUUCCCGAUUAAUCAUCACAAGGGAAGCCAGCGCAACAGCAAAUCGAAGAUAACCGACGGCAGCCCCUUGCUUAAGGAGGAAGAAUCCGAAGAAGAAACCAACAAUCGAGCCAGGAGAUCCUAAUUUAAUGCUUUCUGAGGCCUAGGUGGAUUAACGAAGUUCAGUUUAUGUGGUAUAAAGAAUUCGAAGUAAAUAUAUUUAGAGAGAAACGUCCCAGCAUCAUAAGGUCCACAAUCGCUUGAUUAUGUUCUGAAACGAGAAGGAUGGAUAUAAUUUAUUUCGUUUCCUUUUUCAACUAAUAUGCAAAUUUAAGUUGUAAAGUGAGAAGGACGGAGAUAGUUAAUUUCGUUUCUU